Molecule: messenger RNA, 1425 nt
Organism: Penicilliopsis zonata CBS 506.65
Lineage: Eukaryota; Fungi; Ascomycota; Eurotiomycetes; Eurotiales; Aspergillaceae
Exons: 2
Coding region: 100-1323 (407 amino acids)
Biological process (GO): peptidyl-arginine methylation
Cellular component (GO): cytoplasm; nucleus
Molecular function (GO): protein arginine N5-methyltransferase activity
Source: RefSeq, a predicted model, not a curated record
AUCCUUUACAAUCCCGUGAAUCCAGUCUCAGCAGUACUUAUCCUACUCUUGAAGGUACAUUUCCGUGUGAGUCUGGGCCAUCGGUCAAAACAAAAGAAAAUGGCAGAGCCCAGUAUCGAAAUCGACGUCGACCUUGACGUCCAAGAAAUCCUCCUUGCCGCGUCCCAGCACGACAUUGCCAAACUCCGUCCACUGAUCCGGUCGAAUGAGAAAGUGGCCGACCCCAUCAACGUGAAGGACCCGGAGACAGGAUAUACCCCGUUGCACGCGGCGGUUGCAGCCUGCGAACCAGAUGAAGAAGAGAAGGACGACUCCGCUCCGAAUGGCGCAGAGGUCAAUGGUGGCCAGGGCAGUGAGCACGCACAGCUCGUCCAGUCGGGUGUGGAGACGGUCAGGUUCCUCCUUCUGGAGGGGGCUAUUUGGAAUGACCUAGACAACAAUAAUGAGACUCCCGGCUGUCUGGCCAGACGGAUAGGAGUGAUAGAACUAUAUGAGAUUUUUGUGGAUGCCGGUGUGAGGGCUGAGAUGCUACUGAACCGGUUAGACGAGUACGAGGCUCUCUCUGAUGAUGAAGAAGAAGAAGAGGGUGAGGAGGAGAAUGAAGAGGACGAGACCGCAGCACAAGAGGAAGGAGAUGAAGCUCCCGAGCUUGUCGAAGGCCCAGACGUCACGAAUAAUCGGUACUUAGAAUCCAACCUGACCUUCCAGAACGACCGGCUUCUCGACCAAGACCAAAACGGCGUCAUGAUGGCCUGGGAGACCGAGAUCAUGGCGAAAUCCGCCAAGAAGCUUCUUCCGACUCCCGGCCUGCGCGUCCUGAAUAUCGGCCACGGUAUGGGGAUCGUGGAUGGGUUUUUCCAGGAGCAGGCCCCCGCCGCGCACCAUAUUGUCGAGGCCCACCCGGAGGUGGUCGCGGAGAUGAAGCGGCGCGGCUGGCACGAGAAGCCCGGCGUUACCAUCCACGAGGGUAAGUGGCAGGAUAUCCUGCCCGCUCUGGUCGUCGAGGGCCACACCUUCGACGCCAUAUACUACGACACCUUUGCCGAGUCGUAUGCGGAUUUCCGCCAGUUCUUCAGCGAGGAGGUCAUCGGCCUCCUCGAGCAGGAGGGCAAGUGGGGGUUCUUCAACGGAAUGGGAGCCGACAGACAGAUCAGCUACGACGUCUACCAGAAGGUUGCUGAGAUGGAGAUCUUCGAGGCCGGUUUCGACGUCGAAUGGGAGGAGAUCAAGGUCCCCAAGUUGGUCGGCGAAUGGAAUGGCGUCCGCAGACCGUACUGGGUCGUCGACAGCUACCGUCUACCCCUUUGCAAAUAUAUGGACUAAGGUAGUGUUGGUUGUGCAUACCCAGUGAUCCUUCUUUUUUUUCUUCCUUUUGACCUAGUUCGCUAGAUGUAUGGAGACUAUAGAUGAAUAUAAUGAACAGGA